AUGCGUCCAUUGGAUGCUCAAUACAAGAUGCCGGCCUGUUUUAGUUCACAUUCAACGACUGAGUCAACGGCAUCAGCAACAUUGAUGAUCAAAGACACAAUUACUUUUUCAGACUAUAUACGAGAUCGAAACGAACAUCUGGAGAUAUUAGCUCCAAUUCAAGCAACGGUUAAAGAAUUAAAACGCAUUGCAUUUUAUUCGAACAUAUCUAGCCUACAUUCAUACACGGAAAUGAGAAAGUUUUACAAUGGUGUCAAUUUGGAAGAAACUCAAGGAAAAUUAGGCGGUAUCAUUGAACAGCUAAAUGAAGUGGAUCGACAAGAAUCGUCAUCACGUGAAAAGAUAAAGAGGAUUCAAGUGAAAUUAAUGGUUCGUUCAUUCAAAAAUUCAUUACCGGAUAUUAUUCGUAGGGAUGCAAAUAUUAACUUAUUGUCAUCAAAUGAACAAUUGCUGAUAAUCGAAAGGUUAUCGAAGAACUAUUAUGACGAUUUAGAUUCAACUCCGUCAUUACACCAACUCUUCCACGAUGUUCAUGCAAUAAGUCAACCAAUACAUUUCGUACCAAUGACCAUGGCAUUUCUUGAUACUGAUCUUCUAAAGUUAAACCAAUAUCGUGACACAUUGGCAAAUCAACAUUUAAGAAACGACAUGACUAUUGGAAUGAUUUGUAUUGGUAAUUAUUUUGUUAUAAAGAAUGACGACAAAAAUAUCACCGAUCGUUGGUUAUUCCGUGUUAUGUCAUUAUUAGCCUUGGUUGCAUUCGUUUUAUUUUAUUUCAUUUUAAGUGUACUAUAA
Didymodactylos carnosus is the source of this 795-nucleotide messenger RNA. NCBI's taxonomy places the organism in Eukaryota, Metazoa, Rotifera, Eurotatoria, Philodinida, Philodinidae. The record is from the annotation of a GenBank genome assembly.